CAGUGCUCAACUGGUACUUCUAUACAUACUCCGUGAAAGGAUGGUUGGAUGUACCUCUUUAAUAAGGUUGUCUGCUAAAAUUGUUAUUGGUGUCAGGCAAAAUACAUAUCGGAAGUACUUCCGGCCUUUUAUAUUUUCAGUUUAAAUUCUACCCAUUUUAACUUUACGUCCUCCAAUGGGUGAUAAAAAAAAUACCUGUUAAUUACUGGAAUCUUGUGUAACGGACUACACCCUCUGAUCCUUAACAUUGCUGGUUUUGUGUCCAAAUUCGAAACAAUUGUUUGACUGAAACAAACUCGAAUCCGUUGCAGGGUGACGUCAGUUUUUGCCAUUGCUGGAGACGUAAACCCGGAAAACGAAUCGGUUCACCAUGGCGGCCACGGCCUCAAGCCCAGUGGAGGAAGAUGUCUUCGACUGUUUUGAUCAUUACGAUAAAAUCCCUACAAAAAACAGUGUCGCCUAUAUUUUCAGCAAUGUGACUUUCAGGAACAACGAAAUUCGUGAUGCUUCAACCGAAGACAAUAAUUUAUUCAAAGAGGCAUUAAUAAAUCUUGGAUUUAGCGCUGAAAAUAUCAAAGAAUAUGUUGAUAUGGAAACCAGUGAUAUACCGGGAAAAUUCGAUGAAGACUUUGAUUAUCCCGAGAUUGAUUGUUUUGUUUGUGCAAUUCUGAGUUAUAUGCUCCCAGAGAACCUUAUCCGUACAUACGACAAGGCCAUACCGUUAAAUAAAAUACUUACAUGUGUCGAAGAUGCAUCAUAUUUAAAAGAUAAACCUAAAUUAAUUUUUGUGGUAACAACUCCUCGGCAUUGCGAUAAUGCUAUCGAAAAAUGCGAUGCUGAUACCAUCGGAUUUGAAGAAGAACAUACCACCCCACGGACUGCAGAUAUGCUCGUCGUUUGUUCGUCCAGCGACAAUACCACAAGAAGCUCAUAUUUUAUGAAGUUUUUACACAAAGUUCUGGAAGAAUGUGGUAACAAAUAUGAUAUUAUGACGAUUUUGGCAGCUGUUUCAAACUGUAUUAAAGAGGAAAUCGAAAGCAAUGAACAGAUGCCCUGCAUCAUGUCGACGUUAACGAAGCAACUGAAAUUCGAACGUAGUACCAACAACACAGUAUAGUUUAUUUUAUAUGGAACAUUCUCCGACAAGGCGCAGGUAAAGAAUACAUACACCACCGGGUUUCGGCGUAACAAAAACCCUAAACCCUAACCGUCGGGGGUACUACUCGGGACCCCUGUUCUCAAGUAGUACCACCCUCGGGUGUACGUAUUCUUUACCUUCGCCACCGUGAUUUAAAAUGACAAAAUUCUAAAGUUCUGCCCUUCACACCCACUUGUGCCGUACGAAGAUAAAAUGUAGUUUGACAUUUGAGACCUAAAACUUAAUUUUUUAAUAUAUUUUAAUGUAGACGAUGCAUAAAAUACAAAUCCUAAACUUAAAUUGUUAAACAGAUAACUCUAGUAUUUUUCAUUAUUUUAAUUUGUUUUAAUUGUUAAAAUAAUUAAAGCUUUAUUCGAUCUUUUAAAUAAUCUGUAAUGAACAAUUUACGCAGUUUUGGUUCUUAGGGCAAUCAAGUCAUUUGAUGUCUAGAAAAACGAAUCAGAACUUAUGUAAUUAUUCAUUCUUAAUCAAGUCCUACAGAUUAUCUUAAUUGAUGUUAUAAUAUUUUGUCUACGGGCGCAUGUGGCGGAGACGUAACCCGACCCCCCCCCCACCGCUGUCUAUAUCGAAAAUUUUAUUAGAAAAUAUCAAUUUUUAUGAAAGUUAAAGGGAAACAGAGUUUGUGUGAGAUUUGGCUGUUAUUUCUAGCAUAUGGAUAGCCUGCUUGAAGGCUGUAGAAUCGGGAGGGGAGAGAUGUGUUUUUUUGGGGGGAGCGGGGUUUUCUUUUUUGAAAAAUCGAAAUUUUACAAACAAUUUUUGUUCAGAAUCAUAAUCUCCGUAUUUUUCUACGUAUUUCACCCCACAAAAAAUUCUGGAAAAAUGAAGAAAUGAGAAAGUGGGGGGGAGGGGGGAUUGAAGUUGCGAUUUUUGCCAGUUUUUUUUUUUUUUUCCAGAAUCGAAAUCACACCCGAAAAAGGGGUUUCUGUAAAAAAAAAAGAAAAGAAAAAAUUAAUUAGAAAAAAAAGUGGGAGAGUUGGGUUAGGUUAGGUGGUCUCCGCCCUAUCUGCCCUAUUUCCGAUUGCAUGCUGGUAACUCACAAAAAGGGACCAAAAUCCCCAAAAGAAUACUACUCACACAUCUGAGUGUUGAGCUGAUUUUGAAUUUUGGAAAUAUAUUAAAUAUUCCAUAUAUAUAUUUCGAAACGAAGGAACUGAAUUUAUUAAGCUUUGCCCUUGUGUAAUGACGUGAGCUGAGAGAACCUGCUGAUAACCAGGAAGUAAAGUUGGACUUGUGUGGAUUUCAACAUGUCUGACUUAACCGCGGUAGAUAUCAUGAAGUAUUUCGCUGUUUAUGAAAUGACACAAAAUAAGAGAAGAGUAGCCUACAUUUUCAAGAAUAAACCGUUCCCAAAAGACGUAGAAAACAUUCGAAAUGCCUUAAAAGUGCUUGGAUUUAAUGAAACAGAUAUCAAAGUACACACGUUCGAAGAAAUGCCUAUGGUUUCUAAAGAGUUUAAUGACGAUGAUAUUGAUUGCAUUUUUUGUGUAAUUCUGAAAAAUGUGGAAUUGGAUAACGAAUUUACGGACGUGGCGGAGGUUCACAAUUUGCUUUCUUAUCUGAAGACCGAUAAAUGUCCAUUAUUAGCCGGAAUACCUAAAUUAAUUUUUGUUGAAGCUUCGCGAGGAAGUAAGCCUGAUACAGCAGAAACCCAGCCGAACGUUAAUGAAAACGAGGAACUAAUUUCGAAAUGUCAAAUUGAGGAAGAUACGCUGAUCUACUUUUCAUCGUGCCUUGGUUAUCCAUCUUUUAAUAAUGAAAGUAAUGGGUCGUGGUUUAUUAGCACCCUAAGUAAAAUUUUGGUAAAAUAUGGCACCAUUUACGAAAUGAUGGUACUUUUAACAGGUGUUUCUAAGCAUGUUGCUUCG
Molecule: messenger RNA, 3024 nt
Organism: Octopus sinensis (East Asian common octopus)
Lineage: Eukaryota; Metazoa; Mollusca; Cephalopoda; Octopoda; Octopodidae
Exons: 2
Coding region: 371-1117 (248 amino acids)
Biological process (GO): proteolysis
Molecular function (GO): cysteine-type endopeptidase activity
Source: RefSeq, a predicted model, not a curated record